CUGCUGCCGUUUGACUGUCGGCCUGUGCAUUUUUGGUAUUUCAAAUUCUGUGAAUUAACCUAAAAAACGCAACUACAACAACAAGAAAAUUUGAAGUUACAGUUACAGUGAUGCGCAAUAACAGCAGCAACAUGCAGUUUUCAACACAUCGACGAAGUUUGUACUGGCUUCUGGGAUUAUGUCUAUUGUUAUUCGAAACAGAAUCGAUAAAUGCACAAGGCAAACGUGCACCACGCAUCACCAACUCACGCAGUUUUGGCACCAAUGUUAAGUCAACCAGCUCGAAUGGUGUCAGUUUUGAUUGCCCCGAAGAGUUUGGAUAUUAUCCUCAUCCCACGGACUGUACACAGUAUUAUGUAUGCGUGUUUGGAGGAGCACUACUUGAGAGCUGCACUGGAGGUCUUAUGUACUCCCAUGAGCUGCAGACUUGUGACUGGCCCAGAAACGUGGGCUGCGAACUGGUGGACAGUGGCACGUCCGCCACUUCUACCGAGGGAGGUGGUGCCGCUUCACGUAACAAGCCACAGCAGCAUGUUCCCAGUCGAGUUCGCUUUGGAUCCGCCUUUACCAGCCCAGCAGCUACACAAAAGACAAUAACAGUGCCACCACAGUAUCAUCGUUCUCCGCCACAGAUAAUACAGGCGCAGGUGCAGCAUAUACCACCCCCACCAGAGCUGCCGGCGCCACCAAAUCCGUUGGUCACGUCACGUGGACAACCAAAAUCGCUUCUGGACUCGCAAGAAGACAUCGCCAAGCUCUAUGCCGAGGCGCAGGAAACACUGCCAACAGUUGAAGAGGAGGAAAAUGAUCGCCAGCAACGUGUUUAUCGUGGACAGCCAAGUACUGUUAGCCAAGUACAACGGGACCGCGAUGGUAUUCUCCACCAGGCUAGCAUUAAUGCCAUACCCAAUCACGGAAAAAUCGGGUCCUACACAUUUGGGACAGCUUACAGAGUUGAGUCAUCUUCACCGUCAUCGCUGACGGCGCAAACUUCCGAUAACAUAUUUGUACAACCAAGCUCAGAAGCUUCACAGCCACAGUUUGCAUCUAAUCGUAACUACUACAACACAUCCAUAUUCAAUCAUGGGGUUGGCUACCAAAAACCACAUCAGGCGCAACAACAACAACCGUCACCAUUCCAACAACCGCAACAACAACAACAACAGCAACAGGCUCCUGCCUUAUCAAACCCCUAUGAUUCAUCAUACUAUUCUGUUUACGACGACGAUAUUGAUUUGUACAGGGAUAUUGAGUAUCAACAGCAGCAUCAAGAACGGCAUCAGCAGAAACCUCAGUCCUACCAGCCUAACGUGCGCCAACAACAACAACAACAACAGCAACAACAUCAAAAUCAGCAAUCAACUUAUCGACCGUUGGAAAUAUUGACUACACCGACACCAGCACAAAGGCCAAACUUUAACAGCCAACCCACAUUGAGCUACAAUACGGAAUAUGAUGAUGAUCUCAGUGGACAGAUCGCGCAGGAUAAUGUGUACAGUCAACCUACGGCCACACCGCAACGACCGGAUGAGGUGACCAUCAGAACGCUGGAUGCGCAAGCCACUGCGUCGACCACUUCAAGGCCAGCUUCAAGACCUGAUGGGCGCAACUUCUACAGUACUUAUACCACUCCAAAUAUGAACUAUGAAGAGGCCGAUUAUAGCUAUUCCAGUUCAGCAGAGUUUGCCCCGAAUUCACCAGCGGAUUACUAUCAAAGCGAGACAACUACGGUGAAGAAUAUCUAUCCCAAGCCUCAAACACCCAAAUCAGUAGAUACGGGCGAUUAUUAUUUGAUCGCCAAUGAUGUGACGCAGACAACAUCAGCCUUUAAAAUUCUUUCAACUAGGAAGUCCACGACGGCGACACCCACACGCAUUCCGAUCUCAAACGUAUCUCCAGUGACAGGCAGGAGUACAAGCAGAACAACCACUUCAACUACCACAAAAACCUUCACAAGACCUCCUGCAAAAAAGACAACAACAACACCAACCACACUUCAACCAACAAGCUCAAAAGCGCAUGCCAAUAAAAACUUUAAGCAAAAUGUUAUAAUUAAAUUAAAGACAACCACAACACCACCACGUACCACACUAGCACCCAGUAUAACAACCCCUAUGACAAGCACAGUGAUGCAACCAUCAAACCCUACAUACAAUUCCAAUCCCUUUCUCAAAACCAAGUUACAAUUUCUGGCAAAGACCCUAAUUAGUGCUGUGGCUGGCAAUCGAAAUAACACAAAAACUCAGACCCAAGUCCCAACUACAGUCACACCUUCUCCAAUCAGCGAAUCGUGGGCGUUGGUAAAUGACAGUGCAAAUGGUAGUACUCAAAAGAUUGUUGAAACGAUUUACAAUGAAAGUCGGAACGUGCAAGUCCAAUCAGCAGAGAUACCCAGUAGUCAUUCCUAUGAGAUAAGCACUUCGCCCAAGUUCCUAGAUUUCAUCAAUGCCGCCGCCUACGGAGCUAACCUGGUGCGUACACCCGCCGAGAAGGCACUUCAGACCGCAUACAUAAGGGACGGUAAUAAAUACAAUGGAUAUGAGAAAAACACAACAAUUGUCACUGAACAAAAUCAAAGCAAACGUAUUCAAAGCUAUUUGCUCUCCGAUGUGAAACCCCAGAGUUUCAGACCAGUGUUAAUUAGCUCAAGCCCAACUACAACGCGACCUAACCAAGCAUACGAAUAUAGUCUAGAAAGUGGAUCACAUGGAUUUACGUUAAGGGCAAAGGAGUCAUUGAACGAGGAAAACGUGUCUGAACCACUCUUUGAGCGACCUGACAGUGGGCAUCAUGUUAAUCCCAACACAACAACAACAACAACCACAUCGACAACGACAACGACAUCCCGUUCAGCACCCACACAAGCUUAUCAUAAUAGCGCAGACUACGAAGAUAUUGUACCAACAACAUAUGCCCCGUUGCGUAUCUGGCGCAACGGUCGCCCGACCAUUAAACAAGCACCUAGCAGGCCAACGAGCCUGAGCAUCACAGACGUGGCCAACAGUUUGAAUAUUAAAACCACUGUCACAACAAAGGCAGCCACUAGUACCGAACGAACGAGCUCUGGUCAAAGCUUCACAGCACGUGCCAAUCUCUUCAAAGACAACCUUAAUCGUGCUACCAGCAAUUCCGGCACACAGUUUGUGUCACCCUAUAAGAGUCUUGAAAGUCUGCUGCAAGAUGAACGCCUGCCCCAUAACAAUCUGAGAACCACUGCAAGAUCGCGAUAUGCGAAUGCACCGGCUCAGACAUCGUUGCUACAAACCACGCCCAAGUCCUUAAGAAAUUACUUUCUUAUAAGUACGCCUCAAAAGAAUGCGUCCGAGCUGCUAAUUGAAGCAAUGGUUACGAGCAAUGGUCGUAAUUUCAGCAUAAGCGACGCAAUUUUGAGCACAUUCAGUCCACAGAGACCAAUGCCAAGUAUUUCGCGAGCAACAACUACAACGACAACCAGAACUACAACCACAAAUAAAAUACCAACAGAGGCAACUCUUGCACCAACAAUUGUAGCGCCAAUCAUAUCCGCUGUAGUAACUUCGUCGGCAAUCUUGGUGUCUGAAAUGCCAAUCCAUCCUCGUGGUCGAUCACGGUACACUGCGGCUACCGUUAACUAUAAUUUAGAAGGUGUCGACGAGCCAACCACCUAUGCACCCAAGCUGUUCCACAGCAAUGAGUUGAGGAACUCCGCAUCUAUACCGUAUUCCAGACGGAAGACCCAUCGUGUUCGAGUUGUCAGCGGCCAUCGGCAAACGAUGUCCGAGCCCGCAUCUAAGUCACGAGAAAAAUAUGAAACUUAUAAGGCAGCUCAACAGGCAAAAGACACGGUUUAUAGGUAUCAACUGCCGUUGCUCACUUCGAGAUCGAUAUCUGCUGAGGCAACAAAUACACUCAAAAAUAAUCCCAUUGAGAACGAAGCCACAAUCGCAGACUCACCACGGGCGGAAGCUUUAAUUGCACAUCAGCCACUCGAGGGUAAACAGGAUAAUAGUAUUGAGCAGAGCAUCAGCACGGAGACAUUGCCAACGUCUACAGAACAUGUUGUUGCUGUCACUGACCGUCCCCCGGUCAAGUUCCUGUACUCGAACAAAUAUCGUCAGCAGACGGCAGAGCGUACUCUGGCGGAGAGUCUGCAGAAUGCCGGCUAUAUUGCAACUGGCAAUGGUCGAAGUAAGUUCCGCACUACCAACAAUGUAUUGGAGCAACUGCAGCAUUUUCUCGCCGCUAGCGACAGUGAUGAGAGUGGAUCACCACAGUUUGUCGAUGAAACUGCCGGUUUUGAAAUAAAAGCCGCCGUCAAUGAGAUUAAACCAGAUGUUCCAAUAAGCCGAUCGACGACAACGACGUCGACAACGUCAACGACAAUGAGAUCAACAACUGCUUCUGUUGCUAUUUCUGCAUCUGCAUCACUACCAACCACACGUUUCCCACUUUCUGCACUGAAAACAAUAGGAAGCCCUUCCAAAUCCCACAUCCCAUCCUCAUCGUUUAGCAUAUUAGGCAUAGAUGCAACAGUAGAAAAUACUAGUUCCCCCGAUGUGGGUAGCACACCUGCCAUUUCAACAACGACAACAACAACCACCCCCUCCUCGUCAUCUGUAUUUAUAUUUUCCCCACCAACAACACGAGUUUCGAGGGUAAACAAUGCCUUAAAGUCAUCAAUUGCCGCUGCUGCCGCUCAAUCAUCUAGCCCGGGCUCCGCCUCAUCCACCUAUCACAUGACAGGGGGUAGAGCCAACAAAUUCCAAUAUGGCCUUGCACCCAACAGUAACAACAACAACAACCAACAACAACACCAAUACCACAACAACAAUGCCGCUGUUGCUGCCGUCUCGGUGAAAUGCUCCGAUAGCACACUGAGCCCCAAGUGCAACGAAAUUCCUUCAAGAAGCAACAAUAGAAACCGUGGCAGUACCAUCUACACCAAUCAAGAUCGCGAUACGGUGACUACGCCCAACAGAGGCACACAUCCGCCGCGGACACGUCCAACGCUCAAACCAUCUGGCACAAUUGUAUCGAAGGCCCAAGAGUUUGUGGACGUUUACAGAAAUCCACCAUCUCGACCUGAUCCGCUAUACCCACAGCCUACUCCGGAUAAGACGGCUGCCAAGUGCCGCAAAGAUGUGUGCUUACUACCCGAUUGCUAUUGUGGUGGAAAGGAUAUACCCGGCGAAUUACCUGUUGAAAGCAUACCACAAAUCGUACUCUUGACCUUCGAUGAUUCUGUGAAUGAUUUGAAUAAGCAAUUGUACAUGGACCUCUUUGAGAAGGGGCGCGUCAAUCCCAACGGCUGCCCAAUCACGGCAACAUUCUACGUCUCCCACGAAUGGACCGAUUACAGUCAAGUACAGAAUCUUUACGCCGAUGGACAUGAAAUGGCAUCGCACACAGUUUCUCACAGCUUUGGCGAGCAGUUUUCCCAAAAAAAAUGGACCCGAGAAAUAGCGGGACAGCGGGAAAUACUCGCUGCCUACGGUGGUGUUAAGUUGUCCGAUGUGCGCGGCAUGCGUGCCCCAUUUCUCUCGGUUGGUGGCAACAAAAUGUAUAAGAUGCUGUAUGACUCGAAUUUCACCUACGACUCAUCGAUGCCCGUCUAUGAGAACCGGCCGCCCUCAUGGCCAUACACCUUGGACUAUAAGAUAUUCCACGACUGUAUGAUUCCGCCAUGUCCGACCCGUAGCUAUCCGGGUGUUUGGCAAGUGCCGAUGGUUAUGUGGCAGGAUUUGAAUGGCGGACGUUGCUCUAUGGGUGAUGCCUGCUCGAAUCCAAGUGACUCUGAAGGUGUAACCAAAAUGAUAAUGAAGAAUUUUGAGCGACAUUACACCACAAACAGGGCACCCUUUGGACUGUUUUAUCAUGCCGCAUGGUUUACACAGCCGCAUCACAAGGAAGGCUUCAUUAAGUUCCUUGAUGCCAUAAACAGCAUGCCAGAUGUUUGGAUCAUAACCAAUUGGCAGGCUCUCCAAUGGGUGCGCGAUCCGACACCAACCUCGAGAAUCAAUUCGUUCCAACCAUUCCAGUGUGAUUAUUCGGAUCGACCAAAGCGUUGCAAUAAUCCAAAAGUCUGCAAUCUCUGGCACAAAUCUGGCGUUCGUUACAUGAAGACGUGUCAACCCUGUCCGGACAUUUAUCCAUGGACUGGGAAAUCUGGCAUACGCUCGUCACGCAUCGACAACGAAGUUGAGGAACCUUCGGCGUAAAACUAAAUUUGUACAGUCCAAACAACAUGAUAGUAAAUUCCAUGCUUAAGUUAUAAGAAAUUUCACUGUUUUGGGAUGCAUUGAUAGAUAUUGUCAUAAACCAUAGCCCAAAAUACGGUAUUCACUCGUUAAAAUGUUCUUCAUCUACCUUUAUAUUUAUAUAUUUUAGCUAAUUUGUUGAAGGGCAUCGCUAAAUUUAUUUAACUUCUUCGAGCAUGUUUCUCAAAAUUAUUUAUUCCCUUA
This is a messenger RNA of Drosophila grimshawi, 6440 nucleotides long. It is a transcript of the gene Cda5, whose product is annotated as mucin-5AC. Bases 111 to 6197 code for a protein of 2028 amino acids. NCBI's taxonomy places the organism in Eukaryota, Metazoa, Arthropoda, Insecta, Diptera, Drosophilidae. Gene Ontology annotation, cellular component: extracellular region. The record is from RefSeq and is a predicted model, not a curated record. Gene Ontology annotation, molecular function: chitin binding; hydrolase activity, acting on carbon-nitrogen (but not peptide) bonds. The transcript has 13 exons. Gene Ontology annotation, biological process: carbohydrate metabolic process.